This is a messenger RNA of Ooceraea biroi (clonal raider ant), 2501 nucleotides long. RefSeq lists its product as uncharacterized. The record is from RefSeq and is a predicted model, not a curated record. NCBI's taxonomy places the organism in Eukaryota, Metazoa, Arthropoda, Insecta, Hymenoptera, Formicidae.
UGGGACACGACGAGAGAAUACGACAAGCAAAACAAAGGUAGAAUGUACAUACAUUGGUAAACGAUUUGAUCAAUAACAACAAUGGGAUGUCCGUGUGCGUGACUUCUCAAGCUGUUGAUCAAAUUCAUCUUAUACCGACGAAGAGGAUCAGUUGUGUCGAUACGCUGAGGCUGGAUACACGAACUAUCGAAAAAAUUCACCGAAAAUUUUCGUUUUCCCUACGGUUAUGGACUAACCGGGAUGGCCAGUUCUAGUGAAAAUUCCUAAUUGGGGAUUUUUUCAUAGGAGGCUUCCCCAAAAUACAGGAAAACGUCGUAUUGUUCGCUUCUCGUUCACCGCUGCAAGCCUUUGUGCGUUGGAAGUAUACGCUUCCGUUCCAAAUUUGCACAAAUAGAAGUCGAAUCCGCGUUGAAUACUUCUGAUUACUGUACAUCUGGUGCGAGGAAGAAAAAGAAAGAUGUCUACGCAUAUAAGCAGAGCAGAUCAGUUGCAGAGGUUGGAUGUUUUGAACAAGAGGCUUUUGCAAAAUGAACUCGAGAGAUACGGUAACAAGUUGUUUAUAGUGACUCGGCCCGUGCCCGUGCCUGAUGCGAAUCAGCGUGUCAUUAAGGAAGAUUCCUCCGAGCUUCACAAACUGGUGGAGGUGCUACAGGAUGGAUAUAAGUGCAGCCUCUACAACUUCGAGCCUAACUACCUGAAUAAGUUUUCCUCGCAGACCUCUCUAGGCGAGGACUUUAGCGUGAAACAUGUGCUGGAGAAGGUGAUGAAGCUUCACUAUACAUGUCACGAGGAGAUCGGUAAUAAUUCAAUGUCCAGGGAGAUCGUUACUUAUCGCUACAUAUACAACAAUCAAUACCGUUUUAUCAAGUUCCACAACGAUAUGGAACUCCACGACGACAUGCUGAUUCUGUUGUAUCUGCACUCCGCCAUAACACCACACGCCUUCAAAAGCAAGCCAGUCCAGCAGCUGCUGUUUAUGUUACAUAGAAAGUACCAGAUACAGAAUGCAUGUUGCAACUACCACCACGUCGGUCCAUUUGAUGAUCAGGAGGAGGACGAGGAGGACAGGGAGAAGGAGACAUUAACGGUUUAUAGAUUACUGUAUACAUUUCCGAGCAUAACGAUAAGUCUAUUUCAAGAGAAUUUGAAUCCUCUUGCAGAGGUGUCCCAAAUACUGUUUAUAGAAUUUGAAGAUCUGCCCAGCGCGAUAUUUCAUCACAUGAUAUCCACAGUCAUUCCUUGUAGCGUGAAGCCAGCGCCGACCGCACUGUUCUCGUAUAUCUUACAGAAAUUCUUGUGUUUCACUUGUGACGAUGAGGACAUAUCGUUUCAAACGUUCUUCGCGACUAUGCGACAGCUUUAUAGAAACAAUAUUUUUCCCGAGGAGAUGAAAAUCCAGCUGUGCCUUGCUUGGAAUAUCUUGGAGCAGCGUGACGGGAAAUUGGUCUUCAGUCGUGCCAUUAUGGAUGCCAACGAACGCGCUAAGUACUUGCUACAGACCACGAUGGAAGAUGAGCAUAUUAAUCAUAUUGUCAAUUUGUAGGGAGGGAAUAUAAUAUUAAUGAAAUCGGAAGAGAAAUCGCUGUAAUUGCAUGUCUGCAUGUCUAUGCUUUUCAAAUAGGACUUUUCUUUUUUUUUUAUCUAAUUGUAUUGCGUGUUCAAAUUGUAUCUAAAUUUAGUAAAAUUAUGUCAUGUCGUAACAUUAUAGAAAAGUGUAGAAAAAAAUCUCAUUAUGACUCAGGCGAAUGAUUCUAUGUUUACACACUCAGUUAUAUUAUAAAUUAUUUUAACAUCUUCGUCACGUCUAAUUAUUUUUGUGUGAAGAAAAAGAAAGAGUUUUGUAUAUUCUGAGAAUCCAAGUCUUUCGCAAAAUUAAUAUUUUGCAAAGGGGCCGUGAGCUAUACUAGCAAGAAAUGUGCAGCUAACAUUAUUUGUUCACGAUUAUUUUAGGUUGUGAAAUGAUAAUAGUAAGAGCAUUCUCUUCACUUUUGCGAUCUGCGAUUCUCGUUAGACGAAAUUGUAAAUUUAUCUGUUAGACUUGCAAAAGUUCGUAUGAUGUUAAAGUCUUCCUUCAUUUUGGAUCUUCUCCAUUGCUUUCAAAUGGCGGGGUACUGUUGAUUCAUUAAUUUCAAGUUGUCCUGCAAGCCUUUUUAAUGUUUGGGACGAGUUUUCGUUGAGCAAUACUUCCAAUUCGUCGUUCUCUAUAUAUUUGCGACUUUGCGAACUUUUGCAAGCACAUGAUUGUCAUCCCAUCGUACGUACUGUAUUUUGAAAACACGCAUAUAUACAUAUGUAGGUUUUUUCAGCAUAAUUUUUACGAGAUAUUAAUACUACCCGUAUUACAUGAGCUAUAAACGUUACAAGAUGUUAUUAAGUAAUAGAAUAGAAUAAAAUAAAAUCAUUGAAAACAAAUUCUAAUUCUUUUUAAAUUUGCGCUAUUUGACGAAAGGAUUUUGUGAAGCUAAUUGUGCUGCUCUUGACAGAAAUAAAACAACAUGACG